Messenger RNA from Morus notabilis, 465 nucleotides. RefSeq names its product flavonoid 3',5'-hydroxylase-like. The record is from RefSeq and is a predicted model, not a curated record. Lineage: Eukaryota; Viridiplantae; Streptophyta; Magnoliopsida; Rosales; Moraceae. The transcript has a single exon. The annotation marks the transcript as partial. Gene Ontology annotation, molecular function: iron ion binding; oxidoreductase activity, acting on paired donors, with incorporation or reduction of molecular oxygen; heme binding.
CCUUACUUACAAGCCGUGAUGAAGGAAACUCUGAGGCUGCACCCAGUCCUGCCCAUGUUAGUCCCUCACUGCCCUAGUGAAACUUGCACCGUUGGGGGCUACACCGUCCCGAAGGGCUCUCGGGUUUUCAUCAACGUUUGGGCUACACAAAGAGACCCUUCCAUUUGGGAAAACCCUUUGAAGUUUGAUCCAGAGAGAUUCUAUAACAACACCAAGUGGGACUUUAGUGGAAGCGACUUUGAAUAUUUCCCAUUUGGAUCCGGCAGAAGAAUUUGUGCCGGAAUUGCUAUGGCUGAGAGGAUGGUCUUAUACUCUCUUGCUACGUUUUUACAUUCUUUUGAUUGGAAAUUGCCUCGUGGAGAGAAGAUGGAUCUUUCCGAGAAAUUUGGGAUUGUGCUGAAAAAGAAGAUUCCUCUCGUUGCUAUUCCUACUCCAAGGUUGUCCGAUCCAACACUUUAUGAGUAG